Messenger RNA from Ogataea polymorpha, 2649 nucleotides. RefSeq lists its product as uncharacterized. NCBI's taxonomy places the organism in Eukaryota, Fungi, Ascomycota, Pichiomycetes, Pichiales, Pichiaceae. The transcript has a single exon. The record is from RefSeq and is a predicted model, not a curated record. The coding region runs from base 1 to 2649 and encodes 882 amino acids.
AUGGAUAUCCUUGACGAAUUGAGCGACCUGCCCGCUGUGCGCAGAACUUUCAAGGCCUCAAGUAGGGAGACCGACUUCACGCAGUUCAGUAUAUUUCAAGAUGCCACGCAGCAAGAUUCUCAGUCCACGCAAGUGAUCGAGCAGGAGAAGACCAGUAGUUUUGGGCUGCUGGGUAUUGACUCGGGGUUUAUUGGAGCGGUCAUGAAGCGAUUGAAUGGUGAAAAGGAAGAGUCAACCGAGCACGCUAAUGACAGCGAAGAUGAGAUCGCGCCAGAAAUUGAGCCCGAGGAACGCGAAAAGACACCACAUAGUCUCAUAUUUGAAAAGCCCAUUACCGAGGUGCCCACCACACAGCAGGUGGAUGAAAUAUUGCGUGCUGAAAGCGAUGAUGCGGAGGACCAUGAAGAGACACAGGAAUUUGUUCCUGAUCGUCAGGUCAACCCUGAAGACGACAUUAUUUCUGCAAUACCAGACUACGACAAACUAAGUGUACAGGACAAGAUCCAGGCCCGUAUCAACGAGAAGCGGCGCCGAAGAGAGCUUGAAGAACAGAAGGGUGCGAUGCCUGUGCCUGUUGCAGUGCGCAAAGAGCGGAAAAAGCCCAUCAAUCCGCUCGUUGAGGUGGUGAAGCAAAACGAACUGAUCAAAAAAUCUGCCUUUACAGUGAGGAAACAGGACGCGUCAAAAUUUGAUCCGAAGAAGCUGGUUGAAGAAUUCAUGGAUUCAGAUGAGGAAACUUUCUCCGACGCCGCCAAGGACACUCCCCAGACGUCGCCCAAGGAUGAUGGCUCUGCCGAGAUGGCCCAAAUGCAGAAGGGAGAAAUGGUGGAACUAGAAUCCGACUCCGACGACGAUCUUGCGCAAAUCAAGUUUGGUGCGUCCAAAAAGAGUGUUUUUGAGGUCCGUCGCAAACUUUCCAGAAAAGAGCGUCCUCCACCUGUCACGCUGAAGAACCUGAUCAAAGAGGAAAAACGGCGUCAGAUGCAGGCGCUGGGCCGAAAACAUGUGGAGGUGGUCAUGGAGGACAAGGAGGACGAGAUCAUGAAGAUGAUGCAGAAUGAGAUCGAACGUAACAAGCGGCUGAGGGAGCGCGAACGGAGUGCCGCCGAGCGUCGGAAGCGCGAGAAGGAGAGGCUGCUAAGGGGUGAAAUAAGUGAGGAUGAGAGUGAUUUGGACUACGACGGGGCAGAGGAGGAAGAGGAAGAGGAAGAAAAAGAAGAAGGAAAAGAAGAGAAGAAGGAGGAAACCGACGAGGACACUGGAAAGGUCGCGCACCCUACGGAACCACCAAAGUCGCCGUCGAUCACCUUUGAGUUGCAAACUCAGGAAGUCAGCUCAAAACAUUUUGGGCCGAUGUCGCUUUCUGAGGCGUUUGACCAGACUUUACCCAACAAGUACGACGGGAUGAGCUCUUUGGAUGUGAUGAGACGUCUGGCCGACGGUGCCGACGAGACGAUGAACACGAGCAUCAGCGAAACUACAGAACGUCAUGAUGAGAGUGUCACAAACUUCCAGCUCGGCACGUUGCCCGUUGACGAGCCGGACGUGCCGAAAACCAUACUUGAGAGUCAGAAUUUUCUGCCAGAUACUCAGAAUGACGAGUCGGAGGCUGUUCGAGACGCUGUGCGCGAAGCCAAGCGACUUGCUGAGCAGAAACGCAGGAAACGCGAGCAGGAGCUGCGGAGCAAGGGCUUGAACCAAAUUUUGGAGAACGAGGCCGAGGAGUCCGAGGACGAGUGGCAAGGAAUGGGAGGCUACGACAGCGAGAUUUCUGACGAGGAGAACAGUGAAGAUGAGAAAAUGCUGAACGACGCUGCGAUCGACGUGAACGGCGAUGCAAUCCGCGAAGCCCUGUUGAAGAACGAGGUAGCUGCGGAUGACGAGAUGGUGAAGAAGAUAUAUAAGGAUAUCAAGACCGGGGCUUUCAGAAAACGGCGCGCACGUGACGGCGCAUACGAGCUGGAGCUGAGCGACGACGAGGACCAGCAGAUACUGGAGUACUACAACCGGCGUCGUCUGGAGCAGCAGCGGCAGCAGAUGCUGCAGAGCAAGGACGUCAAGGAGCUUGCUAAGGACAGCAACCGCAAGGCGUUUUUCGACACCAUCAUGGAGACCGAGGAGAGCAGCUACCAAUUUGAAGAGGAGCCAGAGGAGCCAGACGACGAAGAUAAUGUGGGCGACGAGGACGAAGAGGAGGAGGCUCUGGUGAUGCCUAAAAAGCGGAAAAUCACGAGGAAGCAGAUCCGGUCAAUGAUCUCGUUCCUGGAAGACGACGACAAGCCUCAGGAAGCCAUAUACAUAGACGACGACGGCUACGAGGAAAUUAGACAGAUGCGCGAAAGCUCUGUUGUGCUGGCCGAGCGGACAGAAACACAACGGGUGGAGGCUCGCGAUGAGGAGGAGGACGAAGACUUAGGCAUUCUGGCAAUGAAAUCGAUCACCUCGAGCUUCCGGAUGAGCUCGCUCACAAAUGAACGGAAAGUGCACGAGGUCAAUGUGACGACGAGCUCCAAGCCCGUUGGAGACGGUCGCGGAGCGGUUACAUUCCUGACAAAGGCCCCGCGGCUGCUGAAGCCCAAGGAGGCUCGCAUCGAACAGACGUUACAUAGGCGACAGCUCAAGGUAAAGGGCGGCGAGUGGAAAACAUAG